GCCGCCGCCCGCUCCGAGCGGCCGUGACCCGCGGCGGUGCGGGCCAAGGGGCGCGCCGGGACCGGCGGCGCCGCGGGCAGUCCCGGGGCAGCCGGUCCGGUGUGAGGGGCGGUGGGAGCGGGACGGGAGAGCGGCCGGUGACAGCGGAGCCCUGAGGAUGCGGGACCGGAUCCCGGGAAUCUGCGGAGCCCCGGGGAUGCGGGGCCGGGUCCCGGGAAUCUGCGGAGCCCCGGGGAUGCUGCUCGGCCUGGCCCUGGCCUUGGCAUCGCUGCUGCCUGCGGCCGGAGCGCGCCGGAGCCAGGACCUGCACUGCGGAGCCUGCCGGGCGCUGGUGGAUGAGCUGGAGUGGGAGAUCGCCCAGGUGGACCCCAGAAAAACCAUCCAGAUGGGCUCGUUCCGCAUCAACCCCGACGGCAGCCAGUCCGUGGUGGAGGUCCCCCGCCGCCUGGCCGCCGCCGGCCCCCGGGGGCUGCUGGAGCGGGUGUGUGAGAAGAUGAAGGAGUACGGGGAGAAGCUGGACCCGGCCACGCAGCGCAAGAGCUACGUCAGAGUCAUCUCCCGUGAUGGCACCAAGAUGGACCUGUCCGGGGUCAAAUUCGACGGGGACGUCAUCAACAGCCUGAAAUUCGCUGGCGAGAGCAUCGCUGAGGAGUACGAGGACGAGCUGAUCGAGUUUCUGUCACACGAGGCUGACAACGUCAAGGACCGGCUCUGCAGCAAGAGGACGGACCUGUGUGACCACGCGCUGCACAUCCCACACGACGAGCUGUGACUGCCUGGGGAGCGGGGACCGGGACGGCGCCGGGACCCACCGGGGCAUCCUUGGGAACCACGGGGACGUCCUUGGGACCCACCGGGACAUCCCUGGGAACCACCGGGACAUCCUUGGGAACCACGGGGACGUCCUUGGGAACCACGGGGACGUCCCCAGGACCCACUGGGACAUCCCUGGGAACCA
Camarhynchus parvulus is the source of this 958-nucleotide messenger RNA. RefSeq names its product canopy FGF signaling regulator 2 (gene CNPY2). Lineage: Eukaryota; Metazoa; Chordata; Aves; Passeriformes; Thraupidae. The record is from RefSeq and is a predicted model, not a curated record. Bases 158 to 772 code for a protein of 204 amino acids. The transcript has 6 exons. Gene Ontology annotation, cellular component: endoplasmic reticulum.